AUGAAAGGAACAACAGAUGAUACUUAAGAGAAAUAGUAAGGUGAUUCAGAAUUAAAUAAUGAAGAAAAACAUAUUUUAGAAUAAAAAUGUAUAAUGCAUUUAAAAUAUUGAUAAGAAUAAAUAUUGAAUAACAGUGGUGUAUUAGCUGCUUAUGAAUAUUUUUUGAGAAAACUUUGUAAGGAUGGAUUUCCUAAUGGAAAUGUUUAUGAAUUUGCAGCUCAGGCUGUUUUAAAAUAUGAGAAAAAGAAAUAAGCAGAACAGUUUCGAUAACAGACAAUGGCUAAAUCUUUGGCUGAACUUUAAUUAAGUAGAAUGAAAUUAUAUAAAUUAAAGAUGAAAAAUAUAAAGCUUAAAUUCAAGCUGCGAAAAAUGAUGGAAAACCUGAUCCAAAGAAUGAUAAAAAUGAUAAAAGUAAAUCACCUUAAAAAGGAAAUAAAGAUUAAAAAGAAAAAAAUACAAAAGAAUAAAAUUAAGGAAAAAAUGAUAAGAAAGACACUAAAGCAUAAGGUAUUUAUAUAAUUAAAUUUAUAAAGAGAAAAUAGAUCCGAAAUAAAAAAAGAAAUGA
Messenger RNA from Paramecium sonneborni, 565 nucleotides. NCBI's taxonomy places the organism in Eukaryota, Ciliophora, Oligohymenophorea, Peniculida, Parameciidae. The record is from the annotation of a GenBank genome assembly.